Messenger RNA from Photinus pyralis (common eastern firefly), 1173 nucleotides. RefSeq lists its product as uncharacterized. Gene Ontology annotation, molecular function: nucleic acid binding. The transcript has 2 exons. Lineage: Eukaryota; Metazoa; Arthropoda; Insecta; Coleoptera; Lampyridae. The coding region runs from base 1 to 1173 and encodes 390 amino acids. The record is from RefSeq and is a predicted model, not a curated record.
AUGGCAGUUCAACAAAGAACAGCGGAUGCGGUGCAAGUAUCGAAACAAACAGUUGUGAGGACAUGUGCUAUGCGAGAGAUUGGAAGUGAUUUAAAAAGAAAUCCAUAUCGCCGUUCUAAACCACGUAGGACGGACCUACUAGAAAAUAAAAAGCAUACCAUCCGAUAUCUGAUUUAUGAUAUGUACGCAAAUAAAGAGCACGUAACUCUAGAUACUUUGUUGGCGGUGAUAAAAUUGAAAGACUUGUGUGAUUUGGGCAGAACAAGCUUGUUCUAUGCACUGAAAGAAAUGGGCUUUAAAUUUAAGAUGACCAAUAGCAGACGGGGUUCGUGUGAACAAAGUCAUGUGGUUUCCAUGCGGAAUGUGUUUUUGCGAAAAUACAUCAGAAAUCUCGAAUCCGAAAUUCCGCAUGAUUUCGUUUUUUUAGACGAAACCUGGGUGUUUAGCAGAGGCGCAACAAAGCAUGGUAAACGAUACAUAAUUAUUCAUGCUGGUGGCAGAAAUGGGUUUAUAGAAGGCAGCAGCUUAAUAUUUUCGAGUACCAACAAAUCGUUCGAUUACCACGACAAUAUGAACGCCGAACUAUUUGAAAAAUGGUUUGAAGAAUCUUUCCUAAAGAAACUUGCUCAGCCCUCAAUUAUUGUUUUAGACAAUGCAUCUUAUCACACGCGGAAAAGUGAAAAGAUUCCAAGAGCUUCUUCAACCAAAGAGGAAAUUUCGAAUUGGUUGAAAAUGAAGAAUAGACCAUUUGGUACUGCGAUGUUUAAGGCCGAAUUGUUAGAAAUUGUAAAAAAUCACAGUCAAGCAACCAUAACUAAAUAUGUUGUCGAUGAAAUGACAUUACAAUAUGGCCACGAGGUUCUGCGUUUGCCGCCUUACCAUUGCCAUUUCAAUCCCAUUGAACUGGUAUGGGGAAUUUCGAAAAAGUUUUACGAUGACCAUAUUGUUGGUACGCCGGAAAGACCAGAAGAUGUUCUUAAAACCUGGAACGACGCGUUAGCUAAAGUAACUCCAGACGUGUGGAAUCGCUGCGUAACCCAUACAGAAGAAAUAAUCAAGGAUACCUUCAAUCGUGAAAAAAUUAUAGACGAUGUAAGGGCUUUGGUUUUUACUGUAAAUACAGGAAGUGAUGAAGAAAGCGAUUAUUUAAGUGAAAGUGACAACGACGCGUGA